This is a messenger RNA of Lipotes vexillifer (Yangtze River dolphin), 1578 nucleotides long. It is a transcript of the gene NKX1-1, whose product is annotated as NK1 homeobox 1. Lineage: Eukaryota; Metazoa; Chordata; Mammalia; Artiodactyla; Lipotidae. Gene Ontology annotation, cellular component: nucleus. Gene Ontology annotation, molecular function: DNA-binding transcription factor activity, RNA polymerase II-specific; RNA polymerase II cis-regulatory region sequence-specific DNA binding. The coding region runs from base 1 to 1578 and encodes 525 amino acids. The record is from RefSeq and is a predicted model, not a curated record. Gene Ontology annotation, biological process: cell differentiation; regulation of transcription by RNA polymerase II. The transcript has 5 exons.
AUGUUAAGACAUGACGGAGUGAAGCUCGGGGUUUGCAUGGGCACCCAGGAUGGCGCCUCCCUCCAUGUGGUGCUGCCACUAAGAGCAGGCUCCGGGGACCGCAGUGUGAGGCGGCGCACACCGCUCGUGCACACGUCCGCGCGCACACAGCCGCACACCCUGAAGACACUCGCACGCGCGCUCCCACCGCCGGCUCCCGCCUGGGUCCCGCGGUCGGCAGGAGGCCGGCGCGCCGUUUCCGGACCAGCGGAGGCGCAGCGGCACGCCGCGAACCGCGACAGCCGCUCGCGGAGCGCACUCCGGCUCCGGGCUGUGGAUCUGUCGGUCGGGCCCGGGGCGCAGUCCGUGUGUCCCGCGCGGGACCCGCCUCCUCCGCCCGGGACCGUUCGCAGCCAAUUAGGCGCGCGCGCUAACGAGGGCGGUGGAGCCCGCGGCCGCCUGCGGGCGCACGUGUGUGCGGCGACCCCGCCGCUCGCCGCCAGCGACACGGUGCCCGCGGCGCCCGAGGGUGCUGGGGCGGCCCGGCCCGGCCCGCCGCCGCGCCCCACCUCCUUCUCGGUGCUGGACAUCCUGGACCCCAACAAGUUCAACAGCAGGAGACGCCGCUGUGUGCUGCUGGGCCCCGCGGCGUGCGCCCCGUGCGCCCCGGCCCCCGCCGCCCCGGGACGCCCGCCGCGCUCAGAGGAGCUGGAGCGCCGUGCCCUCGCGGCCGCCGGAGGAGCUGGAGCCGGUACCGGAGCUGAGCCGCCGCACGCCGGCGACCCCUGCAAGGCGGACGAGGCCGAGGCCAAUGGCUACAGCAGCGGCGGUGGCCGCAGCCCGAGCGCGGACAGCGGGGACGAGGCGCCCGACGACGAGGACGGGGACGAGGCGCCCGAGGCGGGGGCGGCGCGCGGCGCGGAGGCGCGGGGAGGCGGCAGCGGCCUCGGGGCCCGCGGGUCGGGCUGCCAGCGCGAGGCCGAGGCGCCCCCAGGCGCUGUCGAUGAGGCCGCUGUCCCCGGGCCCCGUGGGAACUCGCCGGGAGCCUCGGCGGCGCCCGGGGACGCGGGGACGACCCCGCAGGGCGCGGCGGCGGCGACGAAGCCCAAGCGGAAGCGCACGGGCUCCGACUCCAAGUCCGGGAAGCCGCGGCGCGCGCGCACCGCCUUCACCUACGAGCAGCUCGUGGCGCUGGAAAACAAGUUCAAGGCGACGCGCUACCUGUCGGUGUGCGAGCGCCUCAACCUGGCGCUGUCGCUGAGCCUCACCGAGACGCAGGUGAAGAUCUGGUUCCAGAACCGUCGCACCAAGUGGAAGAAGCAGAACCCGGGCGCCGACUCCGGCGCGCCGACCGGCGGCGGAGGGGGACCGGGGCCGGGUUCCGGGCCGGGUGCGGGGCUGCCCGGUGGCCUCAGCCCGUCGCCGCCCAUGGGCGCGCCGAUCGCCAUGCACGGCCCGGCCGGGUACCCGGCGCACGGCCCCGGCGGCCUGGUGUGCGCCGCGCAGCUGCCCUUCCUGUCGAGCCCGGCGGUGCUGUCGCCCUUCGUGCUGGGCUCGCAGACCUACGGCGCGCCCGCCUUCUACGCGCCGCACCUCUGA